Procambarus clarkii (red swamp crayfish) is the source of this 1548-nucleotide messenger RNA. Its product is annotated as UDP-glucosyltransferase 2. NCBI's taxonomy places the organism in Eukaryota, Metazoa, Arthropoda, Malacostraca, Decapoda, Cambaridae. The record is from RefSeq and is a predicted model, not a curated record. Gene Ontology annotation, molecular function: UDP-glycosyltransferase activity.
AUGAAGCUGCCGAUCUUGUGUCUGCUGGCGGUGGCUGCAGGGGGCGCCGGCGGGGUGCUCACGCCCCCUCACAGGUCCUACAGGAUCCUCAUGCUCCUUCCGAUAGCCAGCAUAAGCCACAGAAAUGUGUUCAUGCCGCUGGCCACGGCUCUGGCGGACCGCGGCCAUCAGGUAGUGAUGCUUACCAGCAACCAGGAGUUAGUUGACUAUCCUAACAUCCAGGAGAUUUAUCACGGGAUCCCGAUCGAAAGCAUGUUUAACAGGAGCCUUUUCGAGGAUAGAAAUGAUCCUAUAGGGAUUUUCUUGUUGCUGGGCGAGAUCCUCCCAACUGUGGUCAAGAGGAUUUACCAGGUUCCUGUGGUGAAGGAUCUCUACCACAGGAGGAAGGAGUUUGACCUCGUGAUCAUCAAUCAGAGGUACAACGAGAUUGUUUAUCCAUUUCUACACGAGAUUCCCUUCAUCACCUUAUCCACUCGGGACAUGGAUCUGUGCCAGAGUGCCAUCCUGGGCAACGUCCUCAACCCGGCCUACUUCGUCAAGCUCUAUUCGAACUAUUUCGAUCGUGCGAGGGGCCGCCUCACGCUGCUCGUUCAACGCUUGCGAUUAGAUUUUUACUGGCGAUACUGGCAGGUCAUCCCUAAGCUGCAAAAAGAAAUCUCCGCACAGUUUCCGGGGCUGCCGCCGCUGCUCGAACUGGAGAGGAACGUUAGUCUGGUUCUAGCCAACACGCACUUCUCCAUGGGUCCCGUCCUGCCUCUCCUGCCCUCACAGGUGGACGUGGGAGGCAUGCACUGCCGCCCAGGUCACUCUCUCCCUCGGGAGCUGGACUCGUGGAUCUCAGGCGCAGGGUCGGCGGGGGUCGUUUACUUCAGUCUUGGCUCCGUCUUCAAGACCGAUACUCUGCCAGACCAAUACGUCGGUCUCUUCGUCGAGGUCUUCCGCAGGCUGCCCCAACGCGUCAUCUGGAAGUACGACGGGCGGCUGGAGGGAUUGUCUGACAAUGUGCUGGUCAGAAAAUGGCUUCCCCAGCAGGAUAUUCUUGCCCAAGAUAGUGUGAAGGCGUUCAUCACGCACGGCGGCCUUCUGAGCCUGCAGGAGGCAGUUUACCACGCCAAGCCCGUGCUGGUUCUGCCCCUCUUCAGCGACCAGCCCAGGAACGCCAAGUUUGUGUGGGACAAAGGUCUGGGUCUCACGCUGUCCUGGAACGACGCCCUCACUCCGGACAAGGUCGUCGGCGCCCUCACUGAUGUUAUCACAAACCCAAAGUAUAAAGAAAACGUGACGAAGAUUUCACACUCACUGAGGGACCAGAUGCUCACGCCCCGGGAACUGGCGGUGUUCUGGACGGAGUACGUCCUCCGACACCCCGGGGUACCUCACUUGAGGAACCCCGCGGCCCACCUCUCCUGGCUGGAGUUCCUGAUGCUGGACGUGCUCCUGGUGGUCCUCCUGGCUCUCCUGGCCUUCUGUUUCAUCCUUAGAAGCAUCCUCAGGACCAUCUUGGGCCAGCUAGUUAGCCUCGGGGCAGGAAAGAUAAAGACCGAAUAG